Hippocampus zosterae (dwarf seahorse) is the source of this 4561-nucleotide messenger RNA. It is a transcript of the gene lnpep, whose product is annotated as leucyl/cystinyl aminopeptidase. The record is from RefSeq and is a predicted model, not a curated record. Gene Ontology annotation, biological process: proteolysis; peptide catabolic process. NCBI's taxonomy places the organism in Eukaryota, Metazoa, Chordata, Actinopteri, Syngnathiformes, Syngnathidae. Gene Ontology annotation, molecular function: metalloaminopeptidase activity; peptide binding; zinc ion binding. The coding region runs from base 360 to 3533 and encodes 1057 amino acids. Gene Ontology annotation, cellular component: cytoplasm. The transcript has 21 exons.
GAUUCGAGUGUUGGGUCAGUUGUCAACAACUGGUCAGCGAGGCAGCAGAGUGCCAUCUGUCGUAGUACAUAAUAUGAGCUACUGUUCCCGAACAAAUAUUGGCGUAUGUAUUUGUGUGUUUUUUUUCGUUUGUGUAACGUGACUGCAUACAAUAAUAUUUUGAAGUGAGUGAACUACAAUUAUGAGAAGUUGGCUUUAGCUACUACGUAGCUGGUGUUGGUGUUGUGAGGACGGGUUGCAGACAAGCAGGCAGGCAGUUUGGUAGGUGAGGUGCCCGGCCAGUAUAGCCAUACGUCGGAUCUAAACGUGUCCAAAUAUCCUGCUCCCUGGACGUAAGGACCUCCUUCCAAUAACCUGCUAUGGAUCCCUUUGACUAUAACAGUACAGAGCGAGCCAACCUACCAAGGAACAUGAUUGAGAACAGCAUGUUUGAAGAAGAGCCUGACGUUGUUGAUCUGGCCAGAGACUCCGCGGCAUAUCCGACCUUUCCGGCUCUAGACCCAGAUGACGGCGUGUAUCAGCCUCGCAGCUCUCGGCUACUAGUGCGAGGCCUGGGUGAGAACGACGUGGAUGAUGAUGAAGAGGACUGCGAGUCUUCAGCCCGUCUUCUGGGCAUGUCCUUUAUGAACCGCAGUGCCACCCAGAGAUCGAGCGCCUCUCCUUAUGUCAGACAGCUUCCACCCAGGUCAUGUUCGCCACCCUCAGCCCGCACCAUGAUUGUUUGUGUGCUAUUUCUGGUCAUAGUGGCUUCCAUGACCAUGGUAUUGUACUUUUUACCUGGGUGCACCUUUUCAAAGACCGGAUGCCCUAAACAAGAGAACAAGACGUCAAAUGGCACUGAUGAUGAACUCUUCCCGUGGGCACAAUACCAGCUCCCUCGUAGCAUACGUCCUCUCAGCUAUGAUCUCACCUUGAGCCCUAAUUUGAGCACCAUGACUUUCAGCGGCCACACUGUCAUCAACAUGUUUGUACUUCACAACACCAAGCGCAUUGUCCUGCACAGUGCUCAUCUCAAUAUUACCAAAGCUACAUUCAAGCUUGGUGAUGGGGAGGCCAGUGAUGUCACAAUACUGGAGAACAAGCCAAUGGAGCAGAUAGCUGUUAAAUUGUCUGCAGAGCUGAAGGCAGGCCAGCAUUGUGUGUUGACCCUGGACUACACUGCCCGUCUGUCACACACCUACGAUGGUUUCUACAAUAGUUCCUACAUAGAUCUCGAGGGAAACAAAAGGGUCCUCGCUGCUACCCAGUUCGAGCCAUUAUAUGCGCGAAAGGCCUUCCCUUGCUUUGAUGAGCCAUCAUUUAAAGCCACCUUUCUGGUGAAAAUCAACAGGAAACCAGAGCACAUGGCACUCUCCAACAUGCCUAAGGCAAAGACCACGCACCUUUCCAGUGACCUCCUGCAGGAUGAGUUUGCAAAGACCAGUGUCAACAUGAGCACUUACUUGGUGGCAUUCGUUAUUGGUAACUUCGCCGCCGUGAGCAGAAACGUCUCUGACACUCUGGUGUCUGUGUACAGUGUACCCCAGAAGAAAGAGCAUACCAACUACGCUUUGGACACGGCAGCCAAACUACUGGAAUUUUACAAUGACUUCUUUGAAAUUGACUAUCCCCUGCAGAAACUUGGUAGACGUUGUCAUUGUACCCCUCCCCCUAAACCCCAACUCAGCAUUAAAGACCCCACUGUAAUCUUAUUUUCUUCUUUGUCAGACUUCGUUGCCAUCCCAGACUUCCUGGCAGGAGCCAUGGAGAACUGGGGUUUGCUCACCUUCAGAGAAAGCAAUUUACUGGUGGGGGAGCACUCCUCCCUUAUGGAAAAACAAGAUGUUGCUUCAGUCAUUGCACAUGAGCUGGCUCAUCAGUGGUUUGGAAAUUUUGUCACAAUGAGUUGGUGGAGUGACCUGUGGCUCAACGAAGGCUUUGCUACUUACAUGCAGUUCACGUCACUGCAGAUACUCAUGCCACACCUUGACACGGGCAACUUGUUCUUAGAGGCUCGAUUCAGAGCAUUGGACCAAGAUGCACUAAACUCCUCCCACGCUGUCUCUACCGAAGUCAAUACAUCAGAGCAGGUGCAAGAGAUGUUCGACUCUGUGUCCUAUAAGAAGGGGGCAUCCAUUCUCCUGAUGUUGAACGCCUCUUUGCCUGGUGACCAGCAGUUCAGAAAAGGUAUUAUUCAGUAUCUAAAACAGUUCUCUGGUUUAAACACUGACACCGAUGACCUCUGGAACAGUCUAACUGAGGUAGAGGUCUCAAGUCAGAGUCCAAAUGUGUCAGAAAUGAUGAGGUCAUGGACAUCCCAGAAAGGCUUCCCUUUGGUUACAGUCUCCCGCAAGGGGGAUGCAGUGACUCUUAAACAAGAGAUUUUCCAUCUGACAGUAGACAGCAGCACAUAUUCCUCCAGCUUGUGGACUAUUCCAGUGACAUAUGUGAAUGACAGCUGUGGUUUGGCCCCUGAAUGCAGACAAGUGUUCAUGCUGAAGACCAAGUCAGCCACUCUGAAGGUGCCUGAAACUGUGAAAUGGCUGAAGCUGAACUACAGGAGCUCAGGCUUCUACAUCGUUGACUAUGGAGACGAAGGCUGGGCUGCUUUGGCAGACGCUUUGUCCAACGACUUCCAAGUUCUCACACAGGAGGAUCGUGCUUCGCUGAUACAUGACAUCUUUGCUCUCUCCCUACUGGGGCGCGUGUCCUUCCGCCAAAUUUUCAGCCUUCUAAAGUACAUGCCAAAUGAAACUGAGACGAGUCCUAUAAGGGAGGCCUUGCUGCAGCUCAACCAGAUCUACCAGAUGUUGCACAAAAGAUACGAGCAGGGCCUCUGCGCCCGCAUGAAGAGAUAUAUUCUGAAUCAGUACGGUGCACUGAUGGAUAACCAAACAUGGGACAAAGAGGAGCGUCUGUCCAAACAGUAUCUGCGAUUUGCCCUUUUAGAGAUGGCCUGUGAUCUGGGGCACGACAAAUGCAAGCAGCACGCAAAAGGCAUGUUUAAGCACUAUGUCGAAUCCAACGGAACCUUCAAGAUUCCGGGUGAUCUGCAGCGAGUUGUAUUCCGUGUGGCAGCUCAGUCCAAUGAAGACUGGGAGACUUUGCUCUCCAUGUAUCACUAUGCCACUUACGACUCCGAGAAGAAAAAUAUGAUACAGGGCUUAGCUUCCACACAGAACGCACAGAAAAUUGUGUGGCUUCUCAAUGUCGGUUUGAAUGGAAAGACCAUCAAGGCACAGUACCUUCCCUUGCUCUUCAAAACCGUCUGCCAAAACUUUGCUGGCAACUUGAUUGCUUGGGACUUCGUUCAAGACAACUGGAACCAGAUCACACAAACGUUUCCCUUAGGUUCAUUUUCCCUGCAAUCAAUCAUCAAGGCUGUCACCUCUCAGUUUUCUACAGAGUCACAUUUUAAUCAGGUGCAAUGGUUCUUCUCCAACGUGAGGGAGAGCGGCACUCAGUUGAGAAGCGCACGGGAAGCGCUGGAGACCAUCCGACUGAACCAACGUUGGAUGGAGAGGAAUCUCCCCUCUCUCCGUACACAGCUUUAAUGCGGGCCAGGCACUCCUUCCGUUCUCCACUCACCUCCGCUGCCCCCUGUAGCAGUUUAACUGGCCGACUGGGGUACGUUGUCAAGACAACCGCAAAGUUUGCACUUUUGUCUCUAAGCUCUGUGUAGUCUGAUUUGAGCUGGACGGGGUAACCUCUCGUGUAUGACUCCCGUGAGAUUAUUAGCUAGCUCAGGGCGGCUCUGAUUGUAUCUGGCAGAAAGAUGUCAGACCUAAACACUCCUCACACUUGAAGCUGUCGACCAAACCUCACAUCAGACAAUCAUGCGAUCCACUUUUUCUUUACAAAACCCUUUCAAUCAGUGACUGUAUGAGCUGUUUAAUGGCUGCUCCCAAAAGAGCAGGUACAUGAGUCAACACUGUUUCCUGUUCCAUGAGCCCUAGACGGCAUCUCUGCUUUAAUGUCGACUCCUCUGCACAAGUCAAAUUUGCAUUGGCUCCUCUUGAUAAAUUCUGAAGAGCAACAAUUGCAGCCUGCAAUUAUGCAUCCUGCAGCGUUCAAUAUUUUGGAAGGGGUGAGGAAGUGGUUGGUCGGCCAAAAAAAAAAAAGUCCUUCCCACAAUGUACAGGAGAUGGCGCAGUAAACCACUGUGCGGGUUUAAAAGCAACCAACGUGUCUUAACUAAAACAAGCAGCACACUGGUCACCCAAAAGGUUUGCAGCAAUGAUCCGAUGUUCUUGUAAAAUUCUAGAAUUAUAAUGUAAAUGUAAAUACAGAAGCAGUUUUGGAUGUGCCGUUUUUAUUUAAUCUCUAGUCUUGAUUUUGCUCCACUUGAAUUUUAGCUUUUUCUUCUGUACAUAAAAUGUGUAGCGGACAUUUAUUGAUAACAUUUGAUGAAGGCUCUUCUCCAGACACUUUUUACUCUGUUUGCAGGAGGCCACUUAUGAAGGUGUUGUUUGUAUAAGGGCUCUUGUGUAUAGAAGAAUGUUUAUUUCGGGCAAUUGUCCACAAUUGCCUCAUACAAUGGCUUAAAGUUACUCCAUCUCCAGAAUAAAAAGCUGACACCCUA